AUGUACGUUACCUAUUGGUACUGUGUGGCAUUAGCUGCGUCUUCUCUGCUCCUUGCUCUUUGGCGGCUGGCCCGGUCCACGAGACUUCGCUUUUCUAUUCACGACAGACACUACAUCUUAAGCCGCAUCCGUUCAUUUCUACUGAGAGUGGUACUCCCCCGCGCCUUUCUCGGUAGCCUUAACUUUCUUGAUAUUCUCUUCAUUGCAUUGUUCUUUAUCGGCAGCGGCCUCGCUACCAGCCUAUCCCUCUAUGGGCUGGGCCAGCUCCGCCACAGGGCGGCGACUCUUGGUUCAAUCAACCUACUGCCGGUCUUCAUCGGCCGCCGCAUCUAUACGAGCAACUUGGUCGGUGCUUCUGCCCGGACGUAUCGCUUGAUCCACGCUUGCUUUGCCAUCGUCGGCAUCGUUCAGGCUGCUUUACACUCGGGCUUAACUGCCCAUCUGGCAACAAGAUCCAGCAUCCAGGAUCCGUACGUCUUUUAUACAGGCCUUGCAGUACGUCUCGCCGCAAAAGAUGAAGUGUGCGCACUAACAUCGCAGGGGAUCGUAUUCCUUGUCCUGCCUGCUCUCAUUUCGCCCUUUCUGUUGCUCCCUUUGCGCCCACGCCGCUUGGUCCGUGGCACGCAUCUCGCGUUGGGCCUGCUAAGCUUGCCGAUGCUUUGCUGCCACAUUGCCCUGACGUCCCAGGCCGGCAAGAUAGUCGUUGGAAUCUGUGUCGGCCUGUGGACCGCCUCAGUGGUCUACACCUGGUUACAUGCGCACCUAUAUGGGACAGGAGAAGUCCAAACGGUGGUUGAGCUCACCGGCGCUAGCAUCGUGCAUGUUCGGACCACAAAACAAAUAAGGCCUUAUGCUGGAUGCUACUACUACAUCGCACAUUCGGCUUUUUCUCUAGCCGUCGACUCCCCUCAAAUCGUGUUCCACUGGACCGCCGGCGCCAAGAACGAGGGCUCGGACCUCUUUCUCCUUCUCGAGGGUCACCACGCACAUAUAAAGAGCCAUGCACAGGUCCUUCUUGAUGGGCCUUAUGGCCUCAAUACGCACCCGGAGAAGUAUGAAACAGUCGUGCUUGUGGCUCAAGGCCGUGGCAUCGCUGGCCUCCUUCCGGCCGCCAUGCAAAUCGCGCGCAUUGGCCGCCAUGACCGGAUCACACGUCGAAUCGACCUCCAAUGGAAGCUUGAUCACCAUGACCAAGAGGAGUGGGUGGAAGAACGGCUACAGAACCUCAUCCAGCUCGAUCCUCACAGGAGCUUGUUUGCGGCCCACCUCUACUAUCCGCGCCUGCGUGUUCGUUCGCUGAAGAACCUUAACAUACCCGAGAAACACUCCAAACAAUGGAACACAUUUCGGCUUUCGCAUGAUGAAUGCAUGAACCGCAUUCGUAGAAACAUCGACUCGAAGUCGCGAUACGCCGGGCACAUGACCGUCCUAGCGUGUGGGGACCAGGAGUUCACUGCGGAGAUCCAGAGCUACGUCUUCCAUCUACCUACUAUGGCUAAGUUUGCCAGUAUUGACUUAAAUUCCGGCGGAAAGAGGCUGUCGCCGCAGGACAUAAGUCACAUUCCAGGCACGUUGGCGUGA
This is a messenger RNA of Colletotrichum destructivum, 1581 nucleotides long. Its product is annotated as Putative ferric reductase, NAD binding domain-containing protein. Gene Ontology annotation, molecular function: ferric-chelate reductase activity. The transcript has 3 exons. NCBI's taxonomy places the organism in Eukaryota, Fungi, Ascomycota, Sordariomycetes, Glomerellales, Glomerellaceae. The coding region runs from base 1 to 1581 and encodes 526 amino acids. Gene Ontology annotation, biological process: intracellular iron ion homeostasis; copper ion import; iron ion transport. Gene Ontology annotation, cellular component: plasma membrane. The record is from RefSeq and is a predicted model, not a curated record.